AUGGCGAGAAAGCGGCGCUCAAGUGCACUCGAUAGUGCAGCAGACCCGAAGUUAUCGGCGGGAAAGACUCAAAGGUUGGACGACCGCGAGAGUGAGUCAGUAUCAGCAUAUGAUGGUAGGAAUGACGCUUCUGUUGGUUUCAGAGGCGAUGACGGCUCAUAUACUACAGUGCAAGAAGCCAGUACCACAGAACGUGAGACUUUCGCUGGAGUGGUCGAAGCGCAAGAUGACAGCGAGUGGGCAGCAUAUGAAGUACCACAGAACAUGAGCCUGACGCUAGAGAGGUCGAAGCGCAAGACGACAGCGUCAGCAUCGUGUCGCGCCGUCCAUAUCCAUGCAGUGACCAGUGUCUACGGCGCUGCAGAGGCCUCUGGGCCCUCUGACCAUGACGGCGAAGACUCGAGCGAGGAUGAGGGCCGAAUCAGGAGCGACAUCGGCGAGGAGACAGGUCAGCAAGUUCGGGAAGGCAGUGACGAAGAAGCCGACAGCAGCGAAGAGGAGGAGGAGGAGGAGGAGGAGGGGGAAUUCUACACUGAUGAUCGAGACUUCGACAUAGGCUCGAACUUCACAAGCACGGCCACCAACUGGGUUACUCCUGAAAAACGCCAGGCGAAGAUCAUCGUGAAUUUCUGGGGACAUAUCGCAAAUGAUGUAUUGGAUGAGGAGCUGAUCCCGAAAAUGCGCAAUGAAGAGGGACAGUACGAGCAGGUCGAAUUCGAGAGCUGGACAAAGGGACUGCAAGAAUGGGUAGCCGAGCUGGCCAGCUAUGUUGACGUCGCAGAGGCACAAGAGCUGCUCAGAGAAGCUAUCAAGAAGAGGCCCCGUCGCGCAACCAAGCCAUUGCCGGGCAUCAACGCAGAAGAUGCGGAGCUGGCUGUGACAUUGGCGGAGGAGGCGGGCAAGGAACCACGCUUCAUGCCAGAGCCGGUGCGGUCCUGGAACAUGCACCAACCUCAACGCCAUGGAUGGUAG
This is a messenger RNA of Fulvia fulva, 972 nucleotides long. RefSeq lists its product as uncharacterized. The coding region runs from base 1 to 972 and encodes 323 amino acids. The transcript is spliced from 3 exons. The record is from RefSeq and is a predicted model, not a curated record. Lineage: Eukaryota; Fungi; Ascomycota; Dothideomycetes; Mycosphaerellales; Mycosphaerellaceae.